This is a messenger RNA of Lytechinus variegatus (green sea urchin), 3881 nucleotides long. It is a transcript of the gene dpyd, whose product is annotated as dihydropyrimidine dehydrogenase [NADP(+)]-like. Bases 138 to 3215 code for a protein of 1025 amino acids. Lineage: Eukaryota; Metazoa; Echinodermata; Echinoidea; Temnopleuroida; Toxopneustidae. The transcript has 16 exons. Gene Ontology annotation, biological process: thymine catabolic process; 'de novo' pyrimidine nucleobase biosynthetic process; uracil catabolic process. Gene Ontology annotation, molecular function: dihydropyrimidine dehydrogenase (NADP+) activity; iron-sulfur cluster binding; uracil binding. The record is from RefSeq and is a predicted model, not a curated record. Gene Ontology annotation, cellular component: cytoplasm; cytosol.
CCAUCUCCAUCUCAUUAACGAUCGAUGAGGGAGGCUCAGGCCAAGAGGCUUAGUCUGCUCUUAUUUCGUGUUAAAUUUCGACAGUUUUUGUGAAUUUUGUGCAGUUUUGGGUUGAAAGAACGUGUCGUAUAAUAAUCAUGUCUCGAAUGUUGUCCAAAGAUAUCGCUGACAUUGAGAAUUUGUUGGCCCUGAACCCAACCGUUCCAUCCCAUGCUAAAGUGGUCGUGACCAAAACAACCAAAGAAAACAGGAAGUACUGGAAGCGCAAUGGACCAAAAUCAUGUGCGACAUGCGGUGACCUUGACAAUAACUUUGACGAUGUGAAGCACACAACCCUCAGUGAGAGGGCGGCGAUGCGGGAGGCAGCCCGUUGUCUGAAGUGUGCCGACGCCCCUUGUCAGAAGAGCUGCCCCACCCAGCUAGACAUCAAAGCAUUCAUCACAAGCAUCGCAAACAGGAACUACUAUGGAGCCUCCAAAGCCAUCUUCUCGGACAAUCCCCUGGGCCUAACCUGUGGUAUGGUGUGUCCUACCAGCGACCUCUGUGUCGGGGGUUGCAACCUUUACGCUUCGGAGGAGGGACCUAUCAACAUCGGUGGCCUUCAGCAGUUUGCCACAGAGAUCUUCAAGGAGAUGAAGAUACCCCAGAUACAGGACCCUGCCCUCCCGGCCCCCGCCGACCUACCAGACAGCUACCAUUCCAAGGUUGCCCUGAUCGGGUGCGGUCCUGCCAGCAUCAGCUGUGCCACCUUCCUGGCCCGUCUGGGAUACACCGACCUGACUGUCUUCGAGAAGGAGGAGUACAUCGGGGGUCUGAGUUCCUCCGAGAUUCCACAGUUCAGGCUGCCUUAUGAGGUGGUAUCCUUUGAGGUGGAUCAGAUGAAAGACCUUGGAGUUAAGGUUGAGCUGAAAAAGGGUCUCGGUAUGAACAACAUGACAUUAGACUCUCUAAGGAGUUCUGGCUAUGAAGCCGUCUUCUUAGGAAUUGGCCUUCCCGAGGCAAAGAGGGCUCCGAUCUUCCAGGAUCUGACUGUUGAACAGGGUUUUUACACGUCCAAGGAUUUCUUACCCAAAGUAUCCGUGGCCAGUAAAGCAGGAAUGUGUGCUUGCAAGUCUUCUCUACCUCAGCUCCAUGGGAAUGUGAUAGUUCUGGGAGCAGGGGACACCGCCUUUGAUUGUGCUACAUCAGCUCUCCGCUGUGGGGCUAGACGUGUCUUCAUUGUAUUCCGCAAGGGUUUUACAACCAUACGAGCUGUUCCUGAAGAGAUGGAUGUUGCGAAAGAAGAGCGAUGCGAGUUCAUGCCAUUCCUGUCGCCCCGUAAGGUGAUCCUAAAGGGUGGACGCAUCGCUGCUCUUGAGCUCUGCCGAACGGAACAAGAUGAUGAGGAUAACUGGAUAGAAGAUGAGGAACAAACGACUCGUCUCAAGGCUGAUUUUAUCAUCUCUGCAUUUGGGUCUACUCUGCUCAAUGAAGAAGUCAAGGCAGCCCUGUCCCCGAUCAGCUUCAAUAAAUGGGGUCUCCCAGAGGUAUCCUCAGACACCAUGCAGACCAGUGAACCAUGGGCGUUCUGUGGGGGAGACUUGGGAGGCGUCGCUCAGACCACGGUGGAAUCGGUCAACGACGGCAAGACAGCCGCUUGGUUCAUGCACAAAUACCUGCAGUCCCUUCAUGGCAUACCGGUUCCCAGUACCCCUGCAUUGCCCAAAUUCUACACCCCUAUUGACCUGGUAGACACCAGCGUGGACAUCUGUGGACUCAAUUUCCCGAACCCCUAUGGGCUGGCCAGUGCCCCGCCCACCACCUCUGCCCCCAUGAUCAGACGUGCCUUUGAAGCAGGGUGGGGUUUCGCCGUCACCAAGACAUACUCAUUGGAUAAGGACUUUGUGACCAAUGUCUCGCCUCGUAUCGUCCGCGGGACCACCUCUGGGAACAUCUACGGGCCAGGUCAGGGAUCGUUCCUCAACAUUGAGCUGAUCAGUGAGAAGACUGCUGCGUACUGGUGUAAGAUUGUCGCCGAGCUCAAGAGGGACUUCCCCGAUCGCAUCGUCAUCGCGAGUAUCAUGUGCAGCUACAACAAGGAUGACUGGACCAAACUGGCCAAGAUGUCUGAGGAAGCUGGUGCCGAUGCCCUAGAGUUGAACCUGUCUUGCCCUCAUGGUAUGGGUGAGAGGGGAAUGGGUCUCGCAUGUGGGCAGGAUCCGGAACUUGUUCUAAACAUCUGCCGCUGGGUGAGAGCAGCGAUCAAGAUUCCCUUCUUCGCCAAGCUGACACCCAACGUGACCAACAUUGUGGACAUUGCCAGAGCAGCCAAAGAAGGCAAAGCUGACGGGGUAACCGCCACCAACACGGUAUCCGGGCUCAUGGGACUGAAGGCCAACUCCAACGCCUGGCCGGCCAUCGGCAAGCAGAAGAAGACCACGUACGGAGGAGUCUCUGGCAACGCCAUCCGACCCAUCGCUCUCAAGGCGGUUUCUGCCAUAGCUAAUAAUAUCCCGGGUUUCCCUAUCCUUGCCACCGGAGGCAUCGACUCUGCAGAAGCUGCCUUGCAGUUCCUCCAUGCAGGAGCUAGUGCUGUUCAGGUGUGCAGUGCCAUUCAAAACCAAGACUUCACACUGAUAGAGGACUAUGUGACAGGGUUGAAGGCAUUGCUGUACCUGGAGAGUUUGGACGGACUAGGAGAUUGGGACGGUCAGAGCCCACCUACGGUCAGGCACCAGAAAGGCAAGCCAGUCAGGGUGGCUGACGUCAUUGGCAAGCACCUUCCAUCCUUUGGUCCUUACCAAGAGGAGAGGAUAAAGGCAGUGGCUGCCUACAAACGUAACCUAGAUCUGACUGGCGAUGAUGAGCAGCCCGAAGCCCAGAGACCUGCUAGACAACCAAAGAAACCAAUCCCAACUAUCAGGGAGGUCAUAGGUAAGGCACUGGACCGGAUCGGCACCUACGGCGAACUGGACAACACGGACCAGGUGGUGGCGCUCAUCGACGAGGAGAUGUGCAUCAACUGCGGCAAGUGCUACAUGACCUGCAACGACAGCGGCUACCAGGCGAUAACCUUUGACCCCAAGACCCACCUGCCCCACGUGACCAAGGACUGUACCGGCUGCACGCUGUGCGUUAGUGUGUGCCCCAUCAUUGACUGUAUCAAGAUGGUGAAAAGGGACGGUCCCUACUCCCCUUAUAGGGGAAUCCCCCUGGCAGUGGGGACAUGCUCUUGAAGUGCCUGCAGUGUUGUGGUUUAUCAGUUUAUGGAGUUAUGGUUGUGAGAACAAGCCCUGGGGAAGAAAUGCAUUUGCUUUGUAUGAGUCUUAUAGAGCUAAUAGAGGCAAACUUACUCCAGUCUCAUCAGUCAUAAAAACAAUCUAUUGGGUUUGGUAUUACGAUCCUGCUUAAGUGGUUGAAAAGAGAACCUGUGAAGCAUUUCAUGAAGGGGAUUGUUUGGUGUUUUAUCUGACAAGUCCUAUCUUAUCCCACAGUAACAUUCCUUUUCAGCCAAUCAAAAUCAAUUUCACAGAUAUGGCAACUUGCCAGAUGAAAAUGUUGAUGAAACACCCCGCUCCCCUCACCCCCCCCCCCUUGCUUCCGGCUCUGUUUUAGGGGCUUGUUGUCACAUUCAUUCUCUCAUAUGACCAAAUAGCAUAAAGUGUGCUUAUAAACAAGAAACAUUCACCCUCAUGACAGUGUCAUUUUUUUUUCUGCAUUUAUCAAGGCAGAGUUUAGAAAAAGUAGUCUGGAAUUAGAUGAAUGAAAAUGGUUUAGUCUUCUUUUUUGUAUUGGGAGUCCUUUGUUAAAGUUAGAAUUUAUAUCCAAUUUUUACUUUGCAUAAUUAUGUGUGUUUGUGUGUGCAUGUGUGAUUUGACUUAUACAGACGUGUUUCAUUCGGA